CUAAAUUCAAAAGUCAUGACGAACUGGGUGUGAAGUCACUGCAUCAAGUCGCUCGAUGGUCAGUCGGCAACUUGUACAAUUUGUUACACUGUUUUACAAACUCAUGGAAAUACAUUAACAGAACAUUUGAGAAAUGUCCAUUGCCUGUCUCCGCCGAACGAAAGCGACCAUCCCGGAUGUUCUGUAUCGCAGGAUGAGAACUCGUUCGAAAACAUGGUCGACCUCUCGACGGAGAUUCAACAAGUAUUCUAUCUUUCGCAGAUCCCUCGCGAAUGCGAGAAACCCGAAUCAAAGAAAGCACCGAGCGAGGAGCGCAAAGAACAGAUCAAACGAGCGCUUCAUCUUUUCAAGAGCUCUCGCGAAUACGAGAAGCUGAAAUCGAAGAGAACACCGAGCGAGGAGCGCAAAGAGCAAAUCACUCAAGCUCUGGCGAAAAUGACCGCACUUUGUCGACUGCCGCACAAUUUUCCCUCGUCCGUUGGUUUCAAGAGAUUUAUGAAUAUAGUCGAGCCUGAAUAUGGCUGUCCGUCCAGCUACACCGUAGUAAAGCGGCUUCAAAGGGCCGAGGACGAAGUGAAGUGCAAAGUGCAGCAGCAACUGGAGACUUGUGAGUUCGUCGCGCUGGACACCGAUUGUUGGAUAUCCCCACCCCAGGAUAACCACGUAAAUAUAAAUGUUCACGUGAUCAACGAGGAAUGGGCGCCACAAACGUUGAACCUGUGUACUGAGGAAUUCAGAAGGAUACACACCGUCGAGAAUCUCGCUGACGGUUUGGAAGUCGUGGCGAUGCAGUGGGAUCUGUACGGCAAAGUUUCCUGCAUCGUCAGCGGCAACGCUGAGAACAUGCUGAGGGCUGUCAACUUCAGCGUCGAGUUCACCGUCACGUGUGCCGCGCACAGCAUUUCACCUGGCUGUGCAGAACGCCUUGGACAGGAAGGUGCAGAAGGUGCUCAAGAAGGGGAGGAAAAUUGUCUUACACUUCCAGGACUCCGUUGUCGCUUCGAACGCUCUUGAGAGCAGGAGCGCUCAGGUCUGCCG
Dinoponera quadriceps is the source of this 1038-nucleotide messenger RNA. RefSeq names its product zinc finger BED domain-containing protein 6-like. The record is from RefSeq and is a predicted model, not a curated record. NCBI's taxonomy places the organism in Eukaryota, Metazoa, Arthropoda, Insecta, Hymenoptera, Formicidae. The coding region runs from base 214 to 1014 and encodes 266 amino acids. The transcript has 2 exons.